AUGCUUCGUAGCAGCACGGAGGAGGUGACGACGGGAGGCCACAGCUCGGACUCCGGACAAAGCUCAGCCCUGUCGCCUUUGGAGAGAGGCGGGCUAAACCAGACCAGCUCCUGCUGUCCCGGAUCAACAUCCUCAUCCUCUCACAGCUUGGAUGAGACCACCACCAGCUCUAACCAUGGUCAGUUCAAUCAAAGCAGCAGGCUGACAAAUUCAUCAGUCCGUCCAUUGACCUCUGGCAGCUCAUCCUUCCACAGCCUUGAUGGCACCCCGAGACACAGAAGGACCCCGGGUUCAGCUCGGUCCACAGGCUCACACCCUGCACGCACCCCGCUGACUGAACACACUGCAACAAGUUGCUCUUCUGCCACCUCAUCCUGUGGUGCCUCUGUGAUUGUGGCGGUGGUGGAAGGGCGUGGUUUGGCCAGGGGAGAGAUUGGCAUGGCCAGUCUUGACUUGAAAUGUCCAGAGCUUGUGCUCUCUCAGUUUGCAGACACAGGGACUUAUGCCAAGGUCAUCACCAAGCUUCACGUCUUGGUGCCGUUGGAAAUAUUGAUGCCAGACACAGCCAGUGAGAAGGGCAAAGGGACAAAGCUGUUCAACCUCAUCACAGAGAACUUCCAGGGAGUAACUUUCACCUCAAUCCAAAGGAAGUAUUUCAAUGAGAGUAAAGGGCUGGAUUACAUUCAGCAGCUGUGUGCUCCAGAAUUCAGCACUGUUCUCAUGGAAGUACAAGCUAAGUAUUAUUGCCUGGCAGCUGCAGCUGCUGUACUGAAAUACUUAGAGUUCAUCCAGAACUCUGUGUAUGCUCCCAAGUCUCUCAAAGUGAGCUUCAAAGGAAGUGAACAGACCGCCAUGAUUGACUCAGUAUCUGUCACUAACUUGGAGUUAGUGGUCAAUAACAGAGACCACAGGAGUGAGCACACUCUUUUUGGAAUACUUAACCACACAAAAACAGCCGGUGGUGCUCGAAGGUUGCGCUCCAAUAUUUUAGAGCCCCUGCUUGAUGUGGAUACCAUCAACAUUCGCCUGGACACCAUACACGAGCUGCUACAGGAUGAGGAGCUGUUCUUUGGCUUGAAGAACGCCAUAAGUCAUUUCCUUGAUAUAGACCAACUGCUCUCUGUUCUUGUCCAAAUCCCAAAGCUGGAAACAGUUCAAGUUGCUGAAGCAAAGAUUACACAUGUCAUUCAGUUGAAGCACACACUGGAUCUGGUGCCACCAUUAAGGAUGGUGUUGAAGAACUGCAGCACUGCUCUGCUUAAGGCGUACAGCACUUCACUGGAAGACAACAGGUUUGACAUGAUCCUGGAGCAGAUCAAGACGGUCAUAAAUGAUGACACCACCUACUUGAAGGGCAGCCUCAACAUGCGCACUCAGAAGUGCUAUGCCGUGCGCCCCAACAUCAACGAGUUCCUUGACAUCGCCCGCAGAGCUUACACUGAGAUUGUGGAUGACAUUGCAGGGCUUGUUGACCAGAUGGUGGAGAAGUAUGGCUUGCCGAUGCGUACCAGCUUCAGUACAACCCGAGGUUUCUUUGUUCAGAUGAGGCUAGAAGGAGCAGUCUUACCUGAUGGCAAACUUCCUGCUGAGUUCAUCAAGGUAACUAAGCACAAGAACAACUACAGCUUCACCACUGCAGACCUGAUGAAAAUGAAUGACCGCUGUGACGAAGCCCUGAGGGAGAUAUUCCACAUGUCCUACGUGGUGAUAUGUGACCUGCUUAGGACGGUUCAUGAGCACAUCCACUGCCUCUAUAAGCUCUCUGACGCUGUGUCCAUGCUGGACAUGCUGCUGUCACUCGCCCAUGUGUGCACCAUCUCAGACUAUGUGCGUCCAGAGUUCACAGACACGUUGGCGAUCAAGCAGGGCCGUCACCCCAUUCUGGAGCGCAUCGCUGGCCAGCAGCCUGUAUCAAACAACAGCUAUAUCUCCGAGUGCAGCAACUUUGUCAUCAUCACUGGACCCAAUAUGAGUGGCAAAUCCACCCACCUCAAACAAGUGGCGUUGUGUCAGAUCAUGGCUCAGAUAGGCUCUUUUGUCCCAGCUGAGUAUGCAUCUUUUCGUGUGGCUGAUCAGAUUUUCACCAGAAUUGGUGUGGAUGAUGAUUUUGAAACAAAUUCAUCCACCUUUAUGGUGGAAAUGAAAGAGGUUUCCUACAUAAUUCACAACGUGAGUGACAGGUCCCUCGUCAUUAUAGACGAGUUGGGGCGUGGGACUAGUGCUGAGGAAGGCAUCGGCAUCUGUCACUCAGUGUGCGAGUUCCUCCUUAGCCUCAGGGCGUUCACUUUGUUUGCCACACACUUCCUUGAGCUCUGCCAGCUAGAGACUCUUUAUCCCAAUGCUGUGAAUCAGCACAUGGAGGUUCAGCACACACGCAGCGUUGACACUGGCACUGAGAAUGUGGUCUAUACCUAUGUGCUGAGUCGAGGAUGCUCUGAAGAAAGACACUAUGGUUUGAGAGCAGCAGAAUUAACUGCUUUGCCUGCAAGCAUAAUCCAAGAAGCAAAGACCAUUGCCUCUGAAGUCAGCCAGCAGCGCUUGGCCAAACAUCACAGCGAUGCGGAAACUCAAAGGCAGAGAGCUGCGUACCACCUGGCCACCCGCCUCCUACAGACUGCCAGGAACUCCACACUAGACGCUGACAGCCUGCGCAUCUUUCUGAAGGGCCUGAGGAAGCACUAUGAGGCAGAGCUGCAGGCCACAGGACAGCCAGUGUCCAUGGAGACAGAGGAGGGAUAUCUGACUCAGACCUAUAGUGGGGAGGGGCAAUGAAAUGGCCAUGAAAAUGACCAG
Molecule: messenger RNA, 2793 nt
Organism: Myripristis murdjan (pinecone soldierfish)
Lineage: Eukaryota; Metazoa; Chordata; Actinopteri; Holocentriformes; Holocentridae
Gene: msh4
Product: mutS homolog 4
Exons: 20
Coding region: 1-2772 (923 amino acids)
Biological process (GO): reciprocal meiotic recombination; mismatch repair
Cellular component (GO): nucleus
Molecular function (GO): ATP binding; ATP-dependent DNA damage sensor activity; mismatched DNA binding
Source: RefSeq, a predicted model, not a curated record